AGAUAUGAAAUAUCAUUACACGUAAGUUGAGAGGUCUACACACACGUUUUAUAUUUAAAUGUGAGUGUUGUAGUGUGUAGCAGUUUUUUGUUUUUAAUAUAUAACAUUCUGUAUAAAUGCGAUUCACCAAGUAUAUUUAUAUAUUUAUGUUAUGUAAUGGAAGUGGAGUGAUAAGUUUUAUUCGAAGGAACGAAGAAGUGGUGUAAUAUAAUGCAUAUGUUGAGAAGUUUUUUAAAUUUUCUACAAUGCAGCUUUUACGGAACAGUUAUUUCACAUUUAUCCUCAUUAUACUCGUAUUGAUUCCAAUAAACGCAGAAGAAGAACACAUAAAAAAGAAAACAUGUUUAGCAGGAGACGAAAUUGCAGAUGGUGGGGGAAGAGAGUGUGAUGAUAUAACUUCUAGGAGGGAUCUUAUUGCCAUGUCAAAUCUUGAGCUUCAAGAUGAGAUUGAGCAAAUUUUAUCAUACUUCAUAGAGUUGCUGCAGGGCACCUCUCCAAUCUACCUAAACGAUGUGACACAGAGUAUUAUUAAGAUCAGUGAUAUUUUAAAUAUAGAAGAGAAUUUAGAGUUUCCUAUUGACAUGAUGGUAGCACUGGAAAUGUUGGGAACAAGGAUAGACCUGGAUGGUAGUUUAAACGCUACUAUUGUCGGGGAUAAUGUAGCUCUUCUAAUGGCAAAUCCGUCAGUUGACAAUCCUGUGGUUGGAAUAAGAAUUUUGAAUUUAAAUGAUGACAGAUUUUACAAAGACGCAUUUAAAAUACUAGCAGCUGAGGAUCCUGGUUACCUGGCUGCCAACGCAAGCGAUGUCGUAGUGUAUUUACCAGCGCCUUUAACGACACCAGAUAGUCGCGUUAGCUUUGUCGUUUUUCGAAAAGACUACGGAUUUGGUGAAUUAGAUUUACCAACAAUUUUGUCUCUGGUCAAUAGCAGAGUAAUUAGUGUCAAAGUAGAUAAUACUAGUGAAUUAGAUGGAGAGAUGAUAAGUCUAUAUUUUAAGCCGUUCAGUGAACCAGGUAGUUUACACAUGUGUGCCAAUUGGGGCUAUUCGAAUUGGUCGAACAGGGGCUGCUUGCCUUCAAUGCAAAAACCACAGCCGGGAAUGUUGUACCGUUGUGUUUGCCAAGAAUCAACAUAUGUUGCUCAACUCAUUCUAUCAGGAGAUUCAGACAUCACGUCAACAAUGUCAACUGCAAUGACGACCGCAUCAACAUUGACACCGAUGUCAUCAACAUCUGCGACGACAGCGCCGCCUACGAUCGAGGAUAUUAUAAACGAUCUUGAAAAUUUGCUAAACAAUGAUUCUGAUCCCAGCAUCACAGACGUUGAUCAGAUAUUUGAUCAGAUCAAUGAUCUUUUAAGCAUAGAUGAAGAUGUUGUCUUCCCUACUGAGUUCUUGCGUUUGCUUGAUGAACUUGGAUUUAGAAUAGACUUGAAUGGCACUGAAACUGCUGCACUCGUGAAGGACAAUAUUGCUCUGAUGAUGGCUGACGUUGAGGAUUCGAAUCCUGUGAGAGGACUGAGUGUAGCUUAUAGAGAAGAAGAUGUUUUUACUGAUGAUGCAUUUAAGUUUUUGAGUAACAUGAAGAACAUUAACUUGAAUUCAACGAUGAAUGAGCUCGUGGUGCACCUACCAGAGUCUGUGCUAAAUUCUCCGAGACGUAUAAGUUUUGUGGUCUUCCAUAAUGAUCGCGCUUUCAACAAUAGGGAGGAAUCUAUUGUCAACAGUCGAGUGAUUAGCAUCAAUGUUUAUAACAUGACACAAUUUGAUAAUGGAGAGGUAGUAAACAUCCAUAUGAAGCCUUUGAGAAUACCAGAACGGGACAGAAAACGUUCGUGCGGUUAUUGGGCGCUUUUAGAUGACAGCACUGGAUAUUGGUCGCAAGAAGGCUGUACGUUCAUUCGUUCCAGAAACCCAACGAUUUUGGAUACGUGCCAAUGCGAUCAUCUUACACAUUUCGCUGAAAUUUUAAUUGUCAAACCUGUCUUUUCGGAGCAAAAUGAGGCAAUAUUAGAGAUGAUCUCUAUAAUUGGAUGUAGUCUUUCUAUUUUUGGUGCUAUUAUAAUACUAAUUACAUUUGUUUUAUUCAAAACAUGGAGAUUAAAAUUUCGCAAUCAAAUUUGGCUUCAGCUCAGUCUUGCUCUACUAAUCAUGUCAAUUUGCUUCCUUGUAGUUGUUUUCGUUAAAUACGACGAAUACAGUGUUUCGUGUUUACUUACCGGUAUCAUUUUGCAUUUCUCUGUAUUGACUUCGUUUUGUUGGAUGUUAGUAACAGCCAUAAAGGCUUACAGAGACUUAGUUAUAGUCUUCACAAAAUAUAUACCUUGUCAAAUGACACUCGCUACUAUUUUCAGUUGGGGUCUACCAAUAAUAGUGAUUGUUACUUAUAUUUUUAAGGCCACUGAACCAUACAAGGGCCGUUUUGAAGAAAUGACUCCCAGUGGCAGUUUCUGUUAUCCGUCAGGAUUGGAUUUAUGGUUCUCAGUAUAUAUACCUAUUGCCGUAAUAUUGUUUAUUAAUGUAAUUUUAUUCUUCUAUACGAUUGGUUUUGUAUCUAGCAGUAUUCACAAUCAAAAUAUAACUUAUUAUGAAGAAGCUCAUAAGUGUGCACGAAUUGGUAUAGUGCUUGUGUUUCUUUUCGGUUUACCAUGGAUAUUUGGACUUUUUGCUUUCAAUAUUGUAGCGGCUUAUAUGUUCACUGUUACAGCUACUUUUCAAUGUUUUAUUCUAUUCAUUUUUAUUAUAUGCGGGAAUAAGGAGACGAGAGAUCUUUGGCUUUUCAAAUUAAAACUGAAACCAAUGCCCAGAUAUAAGCGCCAAUCGGCAAGUAGACGAACUAUUCUCCCUACUUAAAUAUAGAAUUAUAAAACAAUUACACUUUAUGGGUAGAAAUUAAACUGAGAAUAGUUUUUUUAUGCAACUUAGAAUGGUAAACAAACUGACGGCCCACCUGAUGGAAAGUGGUAACCGUCGCCUAUAGACAUGUGUAGUACUAUGGAUAUAAUAGAGUAUACUGUUUCACCCAUGAUAUCCCCCAUGCAUUGCCAUUCCUGAGAACUAAAGUGUAAAUUAUAAUGGAAAAACUUUUGUUUAUAAGAUAGUUUUUUAGCCUCGGCUUUUCGUGUACAAGUGAAGAAAAUAGGACCGAAUCUUACUUACAUUUGCAAUUGCUCUCUUUUAUUUCAUUCACUUUUUUUAUGUGCAGACCUUUUUGACUCAAAAUUUUCACAUUUUUGUAUGAUAUUUAAAACAUUUUUUUUUUAUACUAGCCUUGUUCUAACAAUUACAAACAAUAAAAUGAAAAUUAACCAAAUAGGUGCAGUCGUUCUGGAGUGAUGCGCUUGUAUAAAUUUGGCAAUUGAUUUUUUUUUUAUUUAUAUAGAUUAGUUUGUAUUAGCACUAGCAUAUUCCUUUUUAAAAGGCCGGCAGCACACCUGCAAUGCCGUAGGUGUUGUGGGUAACCAUGGGCGGCGGUAGUCACUUACCAUCAGGUGAGCCGCAUGCUCGUUUGCCCCCUGUGUUGUAAAAAAAAACUAGAAAUGUAAAAUUCUUUCAAAGUAUCAUGGUUGGUACAAAAAAUACACUUCAUGAUUUUUCCAACAUAGAAGCAAAGAGAUCUGUAUUAUUUUCUUUAUAAUAAUAAUUUACUAAGAUAAUAUUUAGUGAUUAAAUUAGAAUAAAUAAAUGUAACUGUAAGCUUAUUUGUAAUUACUGUAAUAUUUAUUAUAGUUUCUAGUGUUUAUUAAUAAAAAUAAAUAAAUAUAUAUAAAUA
Molecule: messenger RNA, 3771 nt
Organism: Galleria mellonella (greater wax moth)
Lineage: Eukaryota; Metazoa; Arthropoda; Insecta; Lepidoptera; Pyralidae
Product: adhesion G-protein coupled receptor G6-like
Exons: 11
Coding region: 246-2852 (868 amino acids)
Biological process (GO): adenylate cyclase-activating G protein-coupled receptor signaling pathway; cell surface receptor signaling pathway
Cellular component (GO): membrane
Molecular function (GO): G protein-coupled receptor activity
Source: RefSeq, a predicted model, not a curated record